AUGGGCAAAGAUUACUACAAAACGCUGGGCAUCUCCAAGGGGGCCACGGAGGAGGACGUGAAGAAAGCCUACAAGAAGCAGGCGCUGAAAUGGCAUCCGGACAAAAACAAGUCCGCGGCCGCCGAGGAGAAAUUCAAGGAGAUCGCCGAGGCGUACGAAGUCCUGAGCGAUCCGAAGAAACGGGAGAUCUACGACCAACACGGAGAGGAAGGCCUUAAGGGAGGAAGUGGACCCACUGGGGACGGACAGGGCAGCACGUUCACCUACACCUUCCACGGGGAUCCUCACGCCACCUUUGCCACCUUCUUCGGUGGCGCAAACCCCUUUGAGAUGUUCUUCGGGCGCAAGGCCAAUGGGCGAGACGACGACGACAUGGAGGUGGACGGAAACGACCCCUUCGGCUCCUUCACCAGCUUCAACCUGAACGGCUUCCCCCGGGACGGCCACAUCGGCCCGGGGGGGCAGCAGCGCCGGAAGCAGGACCCGGCCAUCAUCCACGAGCUGAGGGUCUCCCUGGAGGAGGUCUUCCACGGCUGCACCAAGAAGAUGAAGAUCUCCCGCAAAAGGCUAAAUCCGGACGGCAGGGUUAUGCGCAACGAGGAUAAGAUUCUCACCAUCGAGAUCAAGCGGGGCUGGAAAGAGGGGACCAAGAUCACGUUCCCACGGGAGGGAGACGAGUCGCCAAACACCAUUCCUGCUGACAUUGUCUUCGUCAUCAAGGACAAGCCACACCCGCACUUCAGGCGAGAGGGUUCCAACAUUGUGUAUCCUGUUCGCGUGAGUUUACGCCAGUCUUUGUGCGGAUGCUCGGUUACCGUGUCGACGAUAGACGGGAAGACGUGCAACAUGAAGAUCACGGACGUCGUCAAGCCCGGCAUGAGAAAGACUGUCGCCGGACAGGGCCUCCCCUUGCCGAAGAACCCCGAGCAGAGAGGAGACCUGGUGGUGGAGUUUGACGUGAACUUUCCCGAGACGUUGCCCGGCAACGCCAAGGACGUCUUGAAACGACAUUUACCUGCUUAGGGACGAAGGACACGGACUGAGCGAGGCGAGACAGACGCAUGACAUCAUGACUCACACGUGUUACCAAACAAACACACAAGGACGGUUCUGACAGCUCACAGAUGAUGCACCACCCUUCUUACAAAUGUGCAGUUUCUAUUUUUGAGCCAGUUGGUGUUUUUUUUUAUAAAUACCAUGCAUGCUGCUGAGUUGAUACGGGCGAAGGACAGUCUGGAUUGUCCAUAUCUGGAAGUGCACAUUAUAUGUAUGUGGGUUCUUUUCCACAAUCACUUUAUCUUUUUGUUUGUUGGAAGUUGUGAAUGAGUCUACAGUUGCCACUAGUUCCCAGUGAUCCUGGGAAAAAUGUAGAGCCGAACCGUAAAUUAUUAUGCUCUCAUUUAGAUUAGUUUGGAGGCUGUCUUAAAAAAAAUGUGUGUACAUGUUAUUCAAGUGGGAAGUGGUCGAGUGAACUUUAGAACUGUACAUCUGAAGAUACUUUUUGAAACUUUUUGAAAUAAAUAUUUCCAAAUGAACUGAUCUGGAGCGGUUCCAGUCGUGGAGAGGCAUCCAAAGAAUCCUCCCCCAUUAAAAAUAAACUGCACAUUAACGAUAAUCACUUAAAAACCUCUAAUCCUGCUGAGGCCUAUUUAUAGUCCGCCUGCAUAGCAAUAUAUUACAACAAAAAUGGAUUCUCUAUGGCACCAGCAAAUUGUGUUGAUCUUCAGAAAUAGAGUGUGUUUUGAUAAGUCGAAUGUGAAUAUUUUGUUGUUGUAAAGCGUAUAUGGUGAAAUCUCAAAGUUUACAAAUUAAAAAAAACACAUUCACUGAA
Scophthalmus maximus (turbot) is the source of this 1831-nucleotide messenger RNA. It is a transcript of the gene dnajb4, whose product is annotated as DnaJ heat shock protein family (Hsp40) member B4. Gene Ontology annotation, cellular component: cytosol. Lineage: Eukaryota; Metazoa; Chordata; Actinopteri; Pleuronectiformes; Scophthalmidae. The coding region runs from base 1 to 1023 and encodes 340 amino acids. The transcript is spliced from 3 exons. The record is from RefSeq and is a predicted model, not a curated record. Gene Ontology annotation, molecular function: protein-folding chaperone binding.